Messenger RNA from Williopsis jadinii, 3930 nucleotides. It is a transcript of the gene RAV1, whose product is annotated as Rav1p. Gene Ontology annotation, molecular function: protein binding. The record is from RefSeq and is a predicted model, not a curated record. The coding region runs from base 1 to 3930 and encodes 1309 amino acids. The transcript has a single exon. Lineage: Eukaryota; Fungi; Ascomycota; Saccharomycetes; Phaffomycetales; Wickerhamomycetaceae. Gene Ontology annotation, cellular component: RAVE complex. Gene Ontology annotation, biological process: vacuolar acidification.
AUGACGUUCAGCUUUGUGCCCGGAGAACCUUCGAAGCGGCCGCAAGCGGUAACACAGGCCUACUGGAAAUCGCACAGUGUUGUGGUCUACUGUUCCGGCAAUAACCUCAUCGUUUUGGCGGAUGACAUGAAAGAGUUGCAAACUAUUUACUUGGACUCUGACGCUGCCGCUGUGGAUAUGGACACUGUAACCGGUGAUAUUGCCGUGGCGGUUGGGUCGCAGGUGCUGAUUUAUGAGCCGAUGAGCGAGUUCAUGAAGCACCCGAGAUGGCAGUUCUGCACUCGCCUCGAUAACGAGGACCAUUCCACGGUCAACACGCUGAGUUGGGGGUUGAACGGUGAGAUUGUGUGUGGGUCGGACUAUUUGACACUCUGGAGAGUGUCCAAGGAGCUCGGCGAGGUUUCGGUUAAAAAGCUUUGGUCUAUGAAGCAGUCGAUCCCGGUUUAUUUGGCGAAGAUCUCCCACGAUUCCACUCUCAUCGCAAGUUGUGGUAAAUAUGACAGGUUGCUGAAGGUAUGGAGCCGGGUGUCAUUUGCAGAUGAUUCGUUGUUUGACCUGACGCUGCUGCUGCAUCCUUCUUCAAUCACAGAGAUCCGUUGGAAGAAAUUUGAUCCAUUCAAUCUGCCUAAACCUGAAACCUUUACGAACACACUGUAUUCUCUUGCAACGGACGCCGUCUUGAGAAUUUGGUCAAGCCAUGAGUACGAGAAUGCACAUAUAGUACAGCAUUGGGGCUCAAUCGACCUGUUUGAUGGCGACUGUGAUAAGAAGGGAAAGAGAUACGUAUGGGUCUUGGAUCAAUACUUGGUUCAGGAGAUGCUCUACACAGCUGUUAAAAACGGCGAGUUGAUCCCAGCACAAGAUAGUUUGAACACAGAUAUGGCAUUUGUCAUCGAUGACAAAGGAUACUGUACUGUUUAUCCAAUGAGACAAUUGUCACAAAACCCACCUAGACUUUUAGACGUUGACGUUGAGAACAAAAGACGUAUAAAAUUACGUCCACAUUCAAUGGUGCAAUUUCCUGAUCUGGUACAUUUUGCAGAACCCCUGGUGACUCCACAGAAUGAGUUAUCGGUGUUAAUCCAUGAUAUUAACGGGGUCAUUAGACACGUCAAAACAGAUCUCAGUUUCUUGUGGCAGGACCAUCAAGAGGAAACCGGUUAUUUAGCACAUAAAUUGACUGGUCAUUUUAAAUCUAUCCAAAGAAUUAUUAAAACCGGUAAUGGUGAGGCAAUGCUGAGCUGUUCAAGGUUUGAUGAAAAUGCCAUUUGGAUACCCCAACAGUUGAAAGAUAACGUGACUUUGAAUAAACAUUCUACAGUGAAUACACCAGAGCCCAUUUCACAAGCAGUCCUAUUUGAUAACGGUAACCAGCUGCUCACAAUAUGUGGGAAAUAUCUGAUUCUUUGGGAUACCACCCAUAAGGUUGCUGUGGAAGAUUUCAGAUUUUUUAUCGAUGCUCAUUCAGAUCCAGAGCUAUUCGCCAUAAUACCCAUUGAACCUCAUUCUCAGGAUAUGCACUUCGUCGUUGCAAUAUACAAACACCAUUCAAGAGCUUGGGUUGUAACGAAAUCGAAACUCGUAUCUUUCAAGAUACAGGAUUUGCCAGUUAACCAUGACGAGAUCCACUUGAUCGAACCGAUUGACCCUGUCAGUCCAAUUAGAUUUAUAAACAAGGAAAUUGUCUCGAUGAUAGAUACAAAAGGUAAAUUGAGAAGAUUCUGGGCAAAGAUCAAUAAUGAUGAGAUUGUUUGGGUCGAAGGAAACGAGAUUGAAACAGGUAUAACCAAUGCAUCGUAUAUUCGUGGCUCAACAGCUGAUAAAUUCGCCAUUGUUGAUGAAUCAAAAAAGAGAUUGACGAUCUGGGACUUGAAUAGGGCUGUUUUGGAAUAUGAAGAAGUUUUUGAUCAUCCAGUGCGUGAUAUCGAUUGGACAAGUACUGCAAAUAAGCAGAGUAUUUUGGCUGUCGGAUUCGAGCAUUAUUCUCUUCUUUACACUCAGUUGAGGUACGACUAUACGAAUAAACACCCCGCUUUCCUUGCAAUAAAGAAGGCAGAUAUCCAGAGCUAUACAACACAUAACAUUGGAGACUCUGUUUGGCUAAAGGAUGGAACUUUGGCUAUUGGAUCGGGUAAUCAGAUAUUCAUAUCUGAUAAGAACUUGAACAUAGAAGAUGCAUUUACCAAAAAAUCUAUUGGGUCAAGAAACAUCGUAUCAAACGAUAUUAUUAACCUUUGUACAGUUUUAAACGGUACUUUACCAGUUUUCCAUCCUCAGCUUUUAAUUCAAGCAUUAUUCAAUAAGAAAAUUGAACUUGUCAACGAAAUCCUCCUCAGACUUUUCUUGAAGAUACGUGAGCUGGAGCUAUCUGGAGAAACAGCAGACAAAUUGGGGUCUACACUUGACUUUGACGUCACAAAAUUCUUCCAUAAGAAGUACAUAGAGUGUAACGAUUUUGAAGAGCCAUACACAGAAUUCAACUCCACUGUUUCAGAGCUUUUGAAGGAAAAGUUGAUGAAUUGUUCAUUACCAUAUUUAACGAGACAUCAGCAGAUUACCCUUAUGAGUAUCAUUGAAACUGUUAUUGGCAUGAAUGAAAAUAUUUCAUCAAUUGAUGAGAAUGGGUUAAAAUUUUAUCUGGGUAUGAAGCUUUACCAACUCCAUAGGGGGACCCAAGAUCGAGUCACCAUGAGAGAUGUCAACUGGGCUUUGCACAGUGAGACCAAGGAACUUUUACUACAACAAAUUGAGACAUCUAUAAAGGACCAUAAAUUCUUUUGGAGUACAGCAAAGGAGUAUGGAUUAGCACACUGGUUAAGAUAUGAGGAUCUUCUAAGGUUGUUUGAAUCUGUUGCGAAAAACGAAUUUCGCAGUGGUGAGAGAAGGGAUCCAAGUAAAUGUUCAAUUUUCUACCUAGCGCUGAAGAAGAAACAAAUUUUGAGUGGACUUUGGAGAACCGCAGUUGGUCAUCCAGAGCAGACUAAGAUGCUCAAUUUCUUGAAGAACGAUUUCCGUGAAGAGAGAUGGAGGAAAGCUUCAUUGAAGAAUGCAUUUGUAUUGUUGAGUAAGCACAGAUAUAUGGAUGCUGCAUGCUUCUUCCUCUUGGGUAACUCUUUGAAAGAUGCAGUAAAUGUUUUGAUCAAACAAGUUAAUGAUCUCGACCUUGCAGUUGGUGUCUGUCGUAUCUACGAAGGUGAUAACGGGCCAGUUUUAAAGGACCUUUUGAAGAAACAUUUGUUGUCUGGUGCAGUCUCGCAAGGUGAUAGAUGGACCACUAGUUACAUAUAUUGGAAGUUAGAGGACAAGCCAAGAGUAAUCCAAGCUUUGGUCAAGUCACCAAUCGAGGUGUUGAACGAGGAUGAGAAAUCUGGUGUAAUCAUUAACGAGAAAUCCAGAUUAUUUAUCGAGGAUGAUCCUUUGUUACUUGUGCUCUAUCAAAAUUUGAGGGAAAAGAGUGCGCAGUAUCUUGAAGGUUCUUUGAGCAUCACUCCACAGAUUGAAAAUGAGUUUAUUCUUAGAGUUGCAUCUAUCUAUACCAGAAUGGGGUGUGAUUAUCUAUCAGUCUAUAUCGUUAGAAAUUGGAAGUUCAUCAAGGCUGAAGAUUUCAAGAAGAAUGACAGCUCUGUCAAUUUACAGAGAUCUAUGACACAAGAGAGCGAGAACAUUUUGGAGAAGUAUGGCUUCUCUCCUGCCGUUAGACGUCGUACUUCUCUCUUGACUGGAUACACAGGGCAAGCAGAUGUCGAUGGUGGUUCUCCAGCGUUGAGUAUAUUGGAGAAGUAUGGAUUGGCAUCUGAUUCCAUAAAGAGGAAAGAGGAUGAAACCAAGAGAAAAGAACAGCAACAGCAACAGCAAAAUAAGAACAAUACUCCGCCUCCACAGGCUGCAUUCCAAGAGCCCGAUAUGAGUGCAUUCAACUUUGGGUUCUAA